Messenger RNA from Panonychus citri (citrus red mite), 2921 nucleotides. Its product is annotated as protein giant-lens-like. NCBI's taxonomy places the organism in Eukaryota, Metazoa, Arthropoda, Arachnida, Trombidiformes, Tetranychidae. The record is from RefSeq and is a predicted model, not a curated record. Bases 1213 to 1962 code for a protein of 249 amino acids. The transcript is spliced from 5 exons.
UCUUAUCUCUCUAAAUGACAAGUUAGUAAGAGAAGAAGAAGAAGAAAGGUAAGAAAGAGCUAUCUUCUUCUUCUUUAGUAUCAUCAUCAUCUCUCUCACUCUCUUUUUCUCUUUCAUAUUGGCACCUUCUUUCCUCCUAGGCCUCUCUCUCUCUCUCCAUUCAUUUAGUUUUACUCACUCACUCACUCAAGACUAAAUCUCAGCGCUAUUACCUGAGUGAACUCUCUCUCUCUCACUCACUCUCCUGGCUCCCAAUCUCCCCGAGCUCUCUCUUCUCUCUGUCUGUCUGUCUGUCUGUCUCUUUCUCAUCAUCAUCAUCUCUCUCUCUCUCUUCAUCUUCAUCUUCAUCUUCCACUUACUUUCUUACCAGAGCGUUGUUAUUACCUUCGCUCCUUUUUUAUCCUUAAGUUUGUUUCUGUUAAAAGUGUUUACAUGUUUAUAUUACAGUUUCCAUCUUAAGCAUGUCUUCAUCAUUCAACAAUCAAUUGAUUAUUUUGCAACAAUUAAAAUUAUCAACCGAUAUAAUUUCAAUCUCAUCAUUAAAAUUACCUUCCUGAUUUGAUUUUCCACCGCAAAUAAAAUCAAUUAACCAACAAUCAACUUGAACCAGGGAUGAAAAUACAAACUAAUCUACAACUACAACUACUACUCCAAAUGUCCAUUAAUAUUAUUAGUCAACAAUUAACAACAAAAAACAACAACAACCUUCAAACUCCACGUGAUUAAUCAUUGAUUAAAGUUGAAAACAACCCAUUAAUUAAUAAUAAUCAUCAUAAAACAUUAUCAUCAAAUCAUCAUCAUCACUUUCAUCAUAACCUAAUCAUAAUCAUCAUUUAAUUUUUUCAUCAUCAUCAUCAUUCAAUCAGUGCCUUUGAAACAACAUCAUCAACAAUCAACAAUCAAUCAUCAAAUUGUUAAAUCAUUAAAUUGUUUUCGUAUUCAAUAAUUUUAAUAUUUAAUAUAAUUUAUCUGAUAAAUUAAUUUUCUACUUCAACUAAUCAUCAUUUUUUUAAUUGUGAUCAACAUCAUCACUAUUAAUUGUCAUCUUACCCUUUGUCUCAAGUGUGUAUCCCAAAGUUCAUCAAGGUAAAUUAAAACUUGCAACAAACAAUUAAGAUUUAAUUUAAACGAAAGCUUAUAUAUUAAUAUACUACAAACAAAUCUACACCAAUUAAAUUAACAAAGCCAAUUAACCAACAAUUUUUAAUUGCGAUGUUAAUUCUCAAUGGAUCCAGUUACGGUAACUCUUGGAAACCGUUAGCAUCACUAUUAUCAUUAUUUUCACUCAUUUCAAUUAUCUCAACCAAUUCAUUGUUUUAUCGUUUCAUCAAGGAGAAACAUUUUACCAUCUCUAAAAAAUAUGAUAAUAUAUUGAGAAAAUGUGAAUCUUGGCAAGUUUGCAAUAAAGUGGACACUUACUCAGCCCCAUGGAUCGAGAGGCAAUGCCGAUGUCCGAAUAGUAAACCUUGUUCAACCUCAUUGAAUUCAAAUGAUGGACGAACCAUAAUUGAUAAAACCAAACAAUAUAAGAUUUGUGAACCAGUCAAUAAAUUAACUACAUGUCGACAUUUUCGUGAUGUAACAUGGACACUGACCAGUUACCCUGAUAAUCGGACCGAGCAGAUAAUGUCCUGUAUUUGUCCCAAAAAUAGUAUAGCUUAUAUAUUUAAACAUCAAUCAUUUGAGGUCACAAACAAAGGUAUUGCAAAUAGAUAUUUAUUUGCAUGUUCACCUGAAAGUAAGAUGAAGUGUCGACGUAAAGAACCAUGUCGUUUAUUCACAGUGAUGAAACGAAAUGAAUUUGAAGAGGUCAACACAAGUACCUUGUGUAAUUGUGGACCAAGACAUUACUGUCCAGCCCAUCAUAAGCAUCCCAAUGUGAUACCCACAGCCCUUAUCCAUUGGAUAAGAUUAAAACUUACAGUGGUUAUUGUGCACCAUUGCAAACCUAUGGAAACUUAACCUAACCCAUAUCAACAAAAUCAACUCUACCCCGAGUGAAAUGAAUACCAUCACCAUCAUUAUAAUCAUCAUCAUCAUCAUCAUCAUCAUCAUUCACAUCAUUCUCAUCUUCAUCGUCGACACAAACAACAACAAGGAAACCCAAUACAACUAAGAAAUACCAAAAAACAAAACAAAGGUUUUCAAUCAAUAUUAAUACUUAAAGCGAACAAAUAAAAAUCACUUUUUUUUACCUUGCAAACCAAACGAAAAUAUAUAAUUACAAUCAGAGAUUUAACAACAAGUUAUAAAGUUUAGAAAGUUUGAUUAAUUGUCAUUAGAUUGACAGGAUUAGAUAGAAAACAACAAAUCAAAGCUCUCGAAUGUCAAAAUAUAUACUGACCAAGGGAAGGAACAGAAAAUUGGGUCAAUCGACAACAGAAGUAACAAUAAGUAAUUGUAAUAAUAAUAACAAGAGAAAAGACAUUACAAAGUAAUAAUAAAGGUAAGAAAACCACAGAGUAAAUUACGAUCAGGGGCACGUAAAAACCGUCAACGAAAUGACCUUAGACCUGGAGAGUUAAUAUAAUUUUAUAAUGUACAAGAUGAACCAGAAAAGGUAGAAAAAUUUACAGGAGGAGCUCACUAUUCACAAAAUACAAUCUCCUACGAUGACCCAUGUGAAUAACUCACAAUAGUUGGUGAUGGUUCCAGCAAAGUGAUAAUAAUAUCAAAGUGAAAACCUUUACUUUUUUUCUUCUCUUCCUUGUAUUCAUCAUCCUCUUUUUUUCUAAGACUCUCCUUUCUCAUCCCCAUCCUCAUCUUCAUUAUCAUCAUUUGCAAUUUGUUCUCUCUUCAUGUUUCCAAAAACCAUCACUAUUUAUUCACAGAAAUAUAUUAUUAUCAUGUGUAUAUUCAAAUUCAUUGUAAGCAACAGAAAAAGUAGAAAACAACAAAUAAACUAACUCACUUUUCGGUUA